This is a messenger RNA of Paracoccidioides brasiliensis Pb18, 303 nucleotides long. RefSeq lists its product as uncharacterized. The transcript has 2 exons. The record is from RefSeq and is a predicted model, not a curated record. The coding region runs from base 1 to 303 and encodes 100 amino acids.
AUGACCCUUCGAGAGAAAAACGUUGGCAGCUGCAUGGGUUCUCAAUGGACAACCGAAUCACCUUUUGAGCUAUGGGUUCUUAUUGCAUCUCAGUCCCUGUGCAUAAGCAGCGGUGAUGUGACGGCAGGCUCUGUUUUCCUCCAGAGCUGGUUUCACACACGCAGAGACCUCGGCUAUUUCCAUUCACGGGACAUGCUACAGGUAUUAGUAAUUCAACCCCCCCCCGUGCCCCUACCAGAUAUCGAUCCGCCACCAACCAAAAAAGUUAUAUCGUCAUCGGAUCGGGAAUAUGGCGCUGUGUAA